This is a messenger RNA of Triticum aestivum (bread wheat), 515 nucleotides long. RefSeq lists its product as uncharacterized. Lineage: Eukaryota; Viridiplantae; Streptophyta; Magnoliopsida; Poales; Poaceae. The transcript has a single exon. Bases 95 to 343 code for a protein of 82 amino acids. The record is from RefSeq and is a predicted model, not a curated record.
ACUCAAAGUAAACAACAGAAAUUAGACGAGAGGCAGCAAGGAAUCGUUCGUUGGUGCCAGACUGCCUGAUCGAAGCUAAGUUAUCAGAAGAUCCAUGGCCAUGGAGAGGUUCUUCACGGCGCUCGUCUUCCCCGAGGCGCUGCUGGACGGCUACGGCACGUCGGUGCUCAGCGCCGGCGCGGUCAACAGGCUGGUCUCAGGCGGCGGCAGCGCGACGAAGCCGGCGGUGACUAGCAAGGCGGACGCCGAGAAGUUGCAGGGAAAUUCGACAGUGCAAAGGCGCGCUGUGUUCGAGCUCGCGUUCGACGGGCUCAAUUGCUUCGACACCAUUGUCAUGCACUGAACACCACGUCGGUUUGUUGAUUUUGAUUUGUAUAGAACUUGGAUUGGAUCAGUUGAAAUGCUUCACACGUACGUGAGAUUGUGAUGUUUUGUUCAUUCCGUGCAUAAGCUUCAGUAGAAAAGGGAUAUAUGUUACUAUCAGUUUAAGGCUAAUUUGCAUCGAACUAUAUGUA